This is a messenger RNA of Hibiscus syriacus, 2011 nucleotides long. Its product is annotated as zinc finger protein GAI-ASSOCIATED FACTOR 1-like. The transcript has 3 exons. The coding region runs from base 325 to 1905 and encodes 526 amino acids. Gene Ontology annotation, cellular component: nucleus. NCBI's taxonomy places the organism in Eukaryota, Viridiplantae, Streptophyta, Magnoliopsida, Malvales, Malvaceae. The record is from RefSeq and is a predicted model, not a curated record. Gene Ontology annotation, molecular function: DNA-binding transcription factor activity.
GGGCAAAUGUGACGAGUUGUCCUAUUCAAAUUUUUAACCAUGUUCAUAUAUAUUUAUAUGAAGCCAAAUAAGACCCGGUUCCAAUGUUACUUCCUGUGUCAGCUAGAGCUCUCUCUCUUCCUUCACCAUAAACGGAGGAGAUUUCAAUUCCCUGCUCUUGUUUUGUCUUCCUCUUCACUGACCCUGAUUUUUUUGUUCGCCAAAAAACAAGCCAAGCCCCACUUUUUGAUUAGUUACCAAAGGAAAAUCAAAGGAAACUGACAAUCUUGUUUGUGUUUGUGAGUGUGUGUGCGUAUAUAAUCGUCAGCUCUCUUGGUUCGAAUUAUGUCGAAUAUUACAGGUGAUGAUGGGAGCUUCUCUUCAGGGAACACAGGAGAGGAAGUCCAGCAGAGGUCACAGCUGCAAUCGGCUGCUUCAAACAGCAAUGACUCUUCUUCCUCUCAACAGCCACUUCAAGCAGUUAAGAAGAAGAGGAAUUUACCAGGAACACCAGAUCCGGCUGCUGAAGUUAUUGCUCUAUCGCCGACAACGCUCAUGGCCACGAAUCGGUUUGUGUGUGAGAUAUGCAACAAAGGGUUCCAGAGGGACCAGAACCUGCAGCUGCACCGGCGAGGUCACAAUCUUCCGUGGAAGUUGAAGCAAAGGACGACGACCGAGGUGAAGAAACGAGUCUACAUAUGCCCCGAGCCGAGUUGCGUGCACCACAGUCCGGCUCGUGCACUAGGGGACCUUACCGGGAUCAAGAAGCAUUUUAGCCGUAAGCACGGGGAGAAGAAGUGGAAAUGCGACAAGUGCUCGAAGAAAUACGCGGUUCAAUCCGAUUGGAAAGCUCAUCAGAAGACCUGUGGUACUAAGGAAUACAAAUGUGACUGUGGUACCAUCUUCUCCAGGAGAGACAGCUUUAUCACACACAGAGCUUUCUGUGAUGCAUUAGCUGAAGAGAACAACAAGGUAAACCAUGGAGCACUCAUGAACAAUAUCGGAUCAUCGAACCAACUGCCAGAGCUGACGCCAUCGAGCAACGCGAAUGCAUAUAUGGGUAUAUCUGAUUUCAACAACUUCGACUCGAAGAACAUGCUCAAAUCCCUUCCUCAAGAGCUAGUGCCGAUGCCGUUUAAGUCCAUGAACAUGGGAGGAGGCAUGUUUUCGAGCAGCUCGGGCAGUUUAUUCUGCGGUCCGAGAAGCAUUUCCUCGUCGCCCUCGAGCUUACAACUUAGUUCGAACAGCUCAUCGAGCUUCAAUUAUUUACAGGACAGCAUAAGUGGUUGCCAAGUUUCAGGGUCACCCUACAUGUCUGCAACAGCUCUGCUGCAGAAAGCAGCUCAAAUGGGUGCAACCGCAAGUAAUAGUAUAAACUCACCCAUGAUGCAAAAAAGCUUUGUUAGUAGCAUGGCGGGCACCGUGGACCAAUCGAUUCGACCACCGUCGUUUAACGGGAUUCAGCAACAGAACACAUCAUCAUACGAUCAUUUCUCGUCGCAUGCCGAUCAUCAUUCAACGAUGGUUGGGAUCAGUCAAUCCCCCAACGAAAUGGCACAGCUUUUCAAUGUCACCACAGGAGCAAUGACUGAUAUGGGAAUGUUCACCACCCCCACCACCAUGUUCAUCAAUGGAGCCGAACGAAACCAAGGCUUGAUGAACAGUAUGGAACAUGGAGAUAACAGUGACAGGUCCGGGCUAGUACAAGGGAGAUCUCAGGCAAUGGAAAGGAACUCGACGGUGCUGCUGUCGAUGUUCGGAGUGAGCGGCGGAGGAAGUAACAUGACGACACUCGAUUUCAUGGGGAUCGGAGGGGCAAGGCCAACCAAUUUGCAUGAAGAACACCUUCAGCAACAUAGAUUACCGAUGAUAAACCCUUUCCAACAACAGGAUUCAGCCAUGGAAAAGCCCAUCUGGGAUGUCUGAGCCUCAGCCUACAGCUUUUGGCUUGAAGAUGACAAAGCUUAUAUUCAAAGGGUCCACUUCCCAAUUAUCUUAUCAUCAAAUUACCAGCUGGUCUCCAUCUUCUUCA